Piliocolobus tephrosceles (Ugandan red Colobus) is the source of this 607-nucleotide messenger RNA. RefSeq names its product NADH dehydrogenase [ubiquinone] 1 beta subcomplex subunit 10-like. Lineage: Eukaryota; Metazoa; Chordata; Mammalia; Primates; Cercopithecidae. The coding region runs from base 250 to 540 and encodes 96 amino acids. The transcript has 3 exons. Gene Ontology annotation, cellular component: respiratory chain complex I. The record is from RefSeq and is a predicted model, not a curated record.
GUGAGCCACCGCGCCCGGCCAAAUUGCCUGUUUUCUAAACGCUGGAACUCAGGAAGUUCUCCCUCCCCUCCAAGGGGCUUAUGAGAACUAGAAAGCUAAAAGCUUGUCCAAACCAAUGAGGUGUUUUGAGUCUGUGGUUUUGUCUUUGCAGAAUUUAUAGAGCGGCAGCACGCAAAGAACAGGUAUUACUACUACCACCGGCAGUACCGCCGUGUGCCGGACAUCACUGAGUGCAAGGAAAACGAUGUCAUGUGCAUGUAUGAAGCCGAAAUGCAGUGGAGGAGGGACUACAAAGUCGACCAAGAAAUUGUCAACAUUAUACAGGCUCGACUCAAGGCCUGUCAGCAGAGGGAAGGACACAACUACAAGCAGAACUGCAGCAAGGAAAUGGAGCAGUUCGCCCAGGUGGCCAAGGCCUACCAGGACCGCUAUCAGGACCUGGGGGCUCACUAUUCUGCCAGGAAGUGCCUGGCCAAACAGAAGGAGAGGAUGCUGGAAGAGAGAAAAGCUGCAAAAGAGGCUGCCGCUGCCACCUCCUGAGGCAUCUGUGGGUGCACCUGCUGUGUGGCUCUGUAUGACUGUUGCUUAAAUAAAGUCCUGCAACCUG